Macaca mulatta (Rhesus monkey) is the source of this 4983-nucleotide messenger RNA. The record is from RefSeq and is a predicted model, not a curated record. Lineage: Eukaryota; Metazoa; Chordata; Mammalia; Primates; Cercopithecidae.
CAAAAAAAAAAAAAGAGUUGAUUUUCACUCUUCUUCCUCUUCUCUUCCCUUGUGAAACAAUUUAGUCUGAAAGCAAUGAGGUGGGAUUGAUGGAGGUAGAUAUUCAUGCAGUGGGGCUAGGUGGGAAGGAGAGCUGCAGCAGCCCAGAAAGAGAGACAGAGGGUGUCUGCAUGGUGAAUGGGGAAGUGAUGGGAAGCUAGUUUAAUACAGAGGGCUUUUAUCAAAUAAAUAUAUUAGGGAUAAUGAGGGCCAGGUUUCUCACUCUUAGAAAAGAGACUUAAAAAUUAUGGAAGGCAGAAAACUAGAAUAAAUCCCUUGGCAUUGUAUUGGAAUUAGACAUAUCAGUUUGAAUCCCUGGUUUUGAAUAUAUAGAGAUAGAUAUAGAACUAAAUAGAGGUAUGUACAACUAUAUGUACACUUAUUCCUUAGCUUUGUACACUCAGAGGGCCUGGGAGCAACAGCAUGCCGGUAGCAAUGAAUAUACCCCGUGAUGAGUUCUUAUUUUCAAAGUACCACGUUCUACUAAAAGGAAUCAAGGAUAUUUGCAGAAAUGGCCAAUUUCAGAAUGUGGACAGGGAAAGUACAGGAAGAGCCUGUAACAUUUUGUAGCCAGAAAGAAGGAAUUGUUCAAAGAAUGUUCGGGAUGUGUCAAAAAGACACAGUUGCCAGCUUGAAGGAGCUCCCUCUGGUCAUGUUGGAGAUGGGUCGUCCAUUGAAUAAAAUUGAAAUCUAUGAGUUCAUGUUGGAAUCAACAAACAGUUUAAUAAGGAAUGGAUAUUGAAUAGUCACAAAGUACCUCCCCACAAAAUACUUAUUAAUUAUAGAGGAAAAAAAGAGUAAUUAUAUAAUGAAGAAGCCUAGCAAACGCUGCCUUAAUCAAAUGACUAAAGUUAAUACAACCAGUAGUGGAAUGAAUCAAAAUUUGUGUGCCACCUGAUAGGAUGCAGUGAGAAGAACACAGCAUCAUUUCUGUGAUAUUCCUGCCGAGAUAUAUAACCUGAAUCUAAUCAGUGAGAUCAUCACACAAAGCUAAAUUAAGGACAUCUAAUAAAAAAACUGUCCUGUAAUCUUCACAGGGGUCAAGAUCAUGCAAGUUGGGUAAAGACUACAGAACUCCUAAUCUGAGGGAGAUGAAAGGGACAUGACAAAGGCAUGAAUCUGGGCUGAUCCUUUUGCUAUAAAGAACAUUAUUAGGAAAAUUGGCAAAAUUUGAUUGGAGUUCUAGGAUUAGAUGGUGGUAAUGUAUAAAUGUAAUUUCUUGGUGCUGAUGGUUAUAUUGUGAUUAUGUAGGAGAGUUUUCUUAUUUAUAGGAAACUUGAUCAUGGUAACUUGUUCUCAAAUAGUUCAAGAAAAGACGUGACAUAUAAUUUACUUAUCUGUGAUUCAUUAGGUAAAAAUCUAUAAAUCAUUGUUUCUGCCCUUUACCAAAAAAGUAAUGGGCCCAACUUUUCUACCCUUUAUUCUUGUUUAACUUACCUCACCAAUUCCCAAUCUGAAAUCAGUACCACUGUCUAUUUGCUAAUACUCCUGAAAAAAAUAAAAGUAAUUGUUGAUUGAUUUCAUGACAGAAUAAUGAACUUCAAUAUUGAGGAUUCUUUGCACUUCAUUUGCUUAUCUACCGUUACUUACUUUGCCUAGUCUCCACCAAGUGUCGCAAACCUUUACCAAUUUCCUUGCCUCCUUUCGUUGGACUCCACUAUUAUUCUGACUGCCAGGCCUCCUGAUUCAUGGGAAAACAGACACCUUCAAGCUUUCCUUUCUCCUUCCGCAUUGCAGCCUCAAGUAUAUUGUUCAAUCUUGUUCAGCGAACAGCACAAGCUUGCACAGCUCUGGCCUUUAAUCUUCGUAGGAAAUCUGAAUUCCUUGUGGCAUUAGCUGAUUAUUCUAUUAAAUGUUUUGAUACAGUCACCAAGGAGCUAGUUAGCUGGAUGAGAGGACAUGAGUCAUCAGUAUUUUCAAUCUCUGUGCAUGCAUCAGGGAAAUACGCCAUUACCACUUCUUCUGAUACAGCACAAUUAUGGGACUUGGAUACCUUUCAAAGAAAAAGAAAGCUGAAUAUUCGCCAAUCUGUGGGUAUACAGAAGGUUUUCUUUCUACCGUUAAGUAACACCAUCCUCAGCUGUUUUAAAGAUAAUUCCAUUUUUGCCUGGGAAUGUGACACACUUUUUUGCAAAUAUCAAUUGCCAGCUCCACCUGAAAGCUCUAGUAUAUUAUACAAAGUGUUUGCUGUGACCAGAGAUGGCCGAAUCCUGGCUGCUGGAGGCAAGUCAAAUCAUCUUCAUUUGUGGUGCUUGGAAGCUAGGCAGCUCUUUAGAAUUAUCCAGAUGCCCACUAAAGUUCGAGCCAUUCGUCAUCUAGAAUUUCUUCCUGAUAGUUUUGAUGCUGGUUCUAAUCAGGUUCUUGGAGUACUAAGUCAAGAUGGUAUUAUGAGAUUUAUAAAUAUACAGACUUGUAAACUUCUCUUUGAGAUUGGGAGCCUUGAUCAAGGAAUUAGCUCAUCAGUAAUUAGCCCACAUGGACGGUACAUUGCAUCUAUUAUGGAAAAUGGAAGUCUAAACGUAUAUUCAGUUCAGGCUUUAACACAAGAAAUAAAUAAGCCACCUCUGCCUUUAGUGAAAGUUAUUGAAGAUUUGCCCAAGAAGAAACUGAGUUCCAGUGAUCUUAAGAUGAAAGUAACAUCAGGAAGAGUACAGCAGCCAGCAAAACCCAGGGGAAGCAAAAUACAAACUAGAAUAUUAAAACAAGACCUGACUGGUGAUUUUGAAAGUAAAAAGAACGAGUUACCAGAUGGAUUGAACAAAAAGCGUUUACAAAUCUUAUUAAAAGGCUAUGGUGAAUAUCCAACAAAAUACAGAAUGUUCAUUUGGCGUUCUCUGCUGCAACUGCCUGAAAAUCAUACUGCAUUUAGUAGCCUCAUAGAUAAGGGGACUCAUGUGACAUUUCUCAACCUUCAGAAGAAAUACCCCAUCAAAAGUAGGAAACUGCUCAGAGUAUUACAGAGAACCUUAUCUGCAUUAGCUCACUGGUCUGUCAUUUUUAGUGACACACCGUAUCUUCCACUCUUGGCAUUUCCAUUCGUAAAAUUAUUCCAGAACAACCAACUCAUCUGUUUUGAAGUUAUUGCUACUCUCAUAAUCAAUUGGUGUCAACACUGGUUUGAAUAUUUUCCUAAUCCUCCUAUCAAUAUUCUUAGUAUGAUAGAAAAUGUUUUGGCAUUUCAUGACAAGGAACUGCUGCGACACUUCAUAGAUCAUGAUAUAACUUCCCAGCUAUAUGCAUGGCCUCUUCUUGAAACUGUGUUCUCGGAAGUGCUGACGAGAGAGGAGUGGCUGAAACUGUUUGAUAAUAUCUUUUCCAACCAUCCUUCCUUCCUUCUGAUGACUGUUGUAGCCUACAACAUAUGUUCUAGAGUGCCUCUGCUCAACUGUAAUCUUAAAGAUGAUUUUGAGUUUUUUUUUCACCAUCGAAAUAACCUGGAUAUAAAUGUUGUGAUUAGACAAGUUUAUCAUCUCAUGGAGACCACGCCUACUGACAUUCAUCCAGACAGCAUGCUUAAUGUUUUUGUUGCACUGACAAAAGGGCAGUAUCCAGUAUUUAAUCAAUAUCCAAAGUUUAUUGUGGACUAUCAGACACAAGAACGAGAAAGAAUAAGGAAUGAUGAAUUGGAUUACUUAAGAGAGAGGCAGACAGUUGAAGAUAUGCAAGCUGAAGUUGACCAGCAAAGAGUUGAAGAUGAAGCUUGGUGCCAGAAACAGGAGCUGCUUCGUAAAGCUGAAGAAACAAGAAGAGAAAUGCUCUUACAAGAGGAGGAGAAAAUCAUACAACAAAGACAGAGGCUAGCUGCUGUGAAAAGAGAGCUGCAAGUAAAGGAAAUGCACUUACAAGAUGCUGCAAGAAGGCGUUUUCUGAAGCUUCAGCAAGAUCAACAGGAAAUGGAGCUAAGAAGACUGGAUGAUGAAAUUGGGAGAAAGGUAUAUAUGAGAGAUCGAGAAAUUGCUGCCACAGCCAGAGACCUAGAAAUGAGACAGCUGGAACUCGAAUCGCAAAAGAGACUUUAUGAGAAGAAUCUUACUGAAAAUCAAGCAGCUGUUGCAAAAGAAAUGCGAGCAGAUGCAGAUGCCUAUAGACGAAAAGUGGAUCUUGAAGAACACAUGUUUCAUAAGCUGAUAGAAGCAGGUGAAACACAGAGUCAGAAAACUCAGAAGGUGAUUAAAGAAAAUUUGGCAAAGGCUGAACAAGCAUGCCUAAAUACUGACUGGCAGAUUCAGUCUUUACAUAAACAAAAAUGUGAUGAUCUACAACGAAACAAAUGUUACCAGGAAGUAGCCAAACUCCUUAGGGAAAACAGAAGGAAAGAAAUAGAGAUAUUAAAUGCAAUGGUGGAGCAGGAAGCCAAGAAGUGGAAGGAAGCUGAAGGAAAAGAGUUCUGUUUGAGAUCAGCAAAGAAAGCGUCUGCUCUUUCAGAUGCAUCUAGAAAGUGGUUUUUAAAGCAAGAGAUAAAUGCAGCUGUAGAACAUGCUGAAAAUCCAUGUCAUAAAGAAGAACCCAGGUUCCAAAACGAACAGGAGGACGCAAGCUGUUUGCCUAGAACCUCACAUUUAAAUGACUCUUCUGAAAUGCAUCCCUCAACGCAGAUUUCUUUAAAUAGAAGAGCAGUAGAAUGGGACACCAUGGAACAGAAUCUUAUCCAGAAAGUGAGGAAUCUUCGUCAGAGACUCACUGCCCAGGCUCGUCACAGAUGUCAAACCCCUCAUCUUCUGGCUGCGUAGAAGGCACCUCAGCUUGAGACAGUCGAGAGAGAGACCUAUUUUGCAAUCAGUGACACUGAUUUUUAGAUUAUUUAUUUAAAAUUCCUAUAAAGAUCAGCCCUUUGUACAGAAAAAUGUGUCUAUAAAAAUUAUGUGUUAUUUAAUUCUGAUACUUUUCGGCUUGUAAAUGGCUUAUUGUACUUUUUACAAUAAAAAUGUUUUAGAAACGGUUAAA